GAUGCUUCUUAUAAGUGAUCCUCAACAGUAACACAUAACAAAACGAAAAGGUGCGUCGGCCGCGAUGAUUCGAGUGCUGAAUGUUUGCUUAAGAGUGUUUUGAAAUUCAUAAAAUUGUAUUUACAUGUGAAUUAAUAUUGAAAAAAGUGUGCCAAAAUAAACGAAGAAACAAAUUAAGUAAAUUCUCAUCAACUUAAUAGAAACAAAGUGUUUUAUCCUAACAAAAUGCCAAAACUAAAACGAGCAGCUAGUCCUUUUGAUGUUUUCGAUGAUGAUUUCGAUGAAGAUGAUGGUUCAAACAGUUCAAAAAAUGGCAAUCCACCAAUCCAGCGAAACGCCGCAAAUGCCCGCGAACGAGCACGCAUGCGAGUUUUGUCCAGUGCAUUUGGUCGCCUCAAAACAAAACUUCCAAACAUUCCUCCAGAUACAAAACUUUCCAAACUAGAUACCCUAAGACUAGCAACGAUUUACAUUAAACAAUUAAAAACUCUUGUCGAAGGUGGAUCAGAUGAAGCAAUGGAUGCUGAACCAGCUUUUAGAUUCCACCAAGCUCCACAAAGCAUGAUGAGUUGGCCUUUUACAUUUCAACAUAUCCAAACGAGCAGACAGUUGACUUCACAUUAUCCUCCUAUGGAAUGGACGCAACCGGAAAAAUUCUCCAACGAUAUUUACAGAAAUCACAAUAUCCUGUCGAAUAAUAAUAAUAACACAAUGCUGAUGAAUAAUAAUAUCAGCAAUGGUAGUGGCAACAACAAUAAUAACAUCAUGCAAAGCCACAGUAGUUGCCUAUUUGAUCAUCCCAAUCAUGGAAAUGUGAUUCAUUGAACCUUAAA
Messenger RNA from Eupeodes corollae, 833 nucleotides. It is a transcript of the gene HLH54F, whose product is annotated as transcription factor 24. Lineage: Eukaryota; Metazoa; Arthropoda; Insecta; Diptera; Syrphidae. Bases 226 to 825 code for a protein of 199 amino acids. The record is from RefSeq and is a predicted model, not a curated record. The transcript has 3 exons. Gene Ontology annotation, molecular function: RNA polymerase II transcription regulatory region sequence-specific DNA binding; protein dimerization activity; DNA-binding transcription factor activity, RNA polymerase II-specific. Gene Ontology annotation, biological process: developmental process; regulation of transcription by RNA polymerase II.